AUGGCUGAUGACGCACCAAUGUCUAUUGUCCCAUAUUCUUCAAAUCGACAUAUCGUACUACGCCACAAUGAUUCGGUGGUUGUACUCGACCGCGAUUCUCAACAACUAGUUCUUCGCAACGCGAACAAUCCCAAUAAUGGCGACCUCGACCUGGACAUACAAGACUGUCCUUACUGCCACCGUCCCAUGCGUGAUCGAGACAAUGAAGCAGAAGUACAUCGCGGACGCAGUGGUGGCCCCGCGCAACACGAUUUCGUGACCCCAGAAUACUUCCGUCUUCUUCACGAUAGCGUCCCAAACUCCGAAGCAUCUACACCACCACUUUCACCGCGUCUACGUCUCGCACAGCCGGCUUUGACAGAUGGUUCGGUUAGAUCUUCCUCGCCGUAUGCGCCACCAUCACCGUCAUCUCCGCAGGGGAUAUCGUCGGCAGCGUUCAGUCAGGGAUAUUUCAAGAAGUUCUUUGUCGAGGAAGCGGAGUUGGGUCGAGGCGGGAAAGGUGUUGUGCUUUUGGUAAAGCAUAUGCUUGAUGGUGUUUCGCUGGGUCAUUUUGCUUGCAAACGUGUACCAGUUGGUGACGAUCAUGAAUGGCUAGAAAAGGUUCUGGUAGAGGUGCAGCUCUUGCAGCAUCUAUCACAUCAGAAUCUUGUAUCGUAUCGACAUGUGUGGUUGGAAGAUUUCAAGAUCAGCACGUUUAGUCCGAGUGUGCCCUGCGCAUUUAUUCUUCAACAGUACUGCAAUGCUGGUGAUCUUCACAAAUAUGUGGUGGGAUCUGUGCCGACAUCGACGACCGCGCAGCAAUUAAAGGAACGUCUUCGUCGUCGAUCCAAAGGUCAGCCAGAGGCACCAGACUUUUCAGGACCCCGGAAACUCCAGUUUGAAGAGAUAUACUCUUUUUUCAGGGAUAUCACUUCGGGAAUCCGUUUCCUACACGCCAAUGGCUUCAUUCAUCGCGAUCUUAAACCAAGCAACUGCCUGCUGCAUGACUCGGGUCAAGAGUUGAGAGUUCUUGUCAGUGACUUUGGUGAAGUGCAACCUGAGAAUACAGUACGCAAAUCAACCGGCACGACUGGAACGAUUUCAUAUUGCGCCCCAGAAGUUCUACAGAGGGAAUAUCCCAAUGGCCCCUUUGUCAAUUUCACCUUCAAAUCUGACGUCUUUUCCCUCGGGAUGAUCCUUCACUUUCUUUGUUUUGCUCAACUUCCAUAUCACAGUGCAGAUCUCAUAGAAGAGAAAGAGGAUAUUGACGAGCUUCGAGCCGAGAUCAGUACCUGGAAGGGAUUCGAUGACUCGCUCAAGAGGCUUCGUCCGGAUUUACCAGACAAGCUUUACACCAUUCUAGAGCGACUACUAUCAAUCAACCCUAGUCGCAGACCUACUGCAGAUGAAGUCCUGCUUAUUAUACAGGCAGGUGUCACGGGCAACGAGAGCCGCCGGUUUGGUCGCGCAAGCUCCAAUGGACCUGAUUUCAGUCAACGCAUACAGCCUGUCGAAUCACCGGUCCCAAACAGUCCUCAGCCAUCUCGCUCUCCUGUCAAGGUCGCAUCACGAUCAACGGGGCCUCUAGCUGUCCGAUCACCUGUUCGUUACGAAACACGAAGCGUUACUUCAAAUAGAAACAACACAAUACUUGAGACAGAUUCAGAUAGUCAGUACCGCCAUCGAUCACCCAGUAACCCGGAUCAGGACGUGAUACUCCGUCCGCGAUUCCGAAGCACACCAUCUACACCUCCACGACGUAUCGAUGAUAAUGACGAGGUACAACAAACAGAUGGGCAACGACGAUAUACUCAUCCCAUGAUAGAUCAUCGCAACCAUGAUCCUCCGUCAACACCGCCCGAUCACACACUACUUCCACCACACCGAUUGCUCCCUCCACCUCCAGAGACCCUCUGGAGCAGUAACUCAUAUCUAUAUUUCAUACCCAUACCAUCCAUGGACCUUCAAGUCCCCAUUCCAAACGUACGAGUCACGCUCUUUAUCGCCAAACAAAUCCUUAUUUCACAGACAUGCAUGCCCAUGGCCGUGAAUCCAUGGGUGUAUUACCCUCUGUUCAUACUCGCUGUACUAUCUUUACCCGUACAAAGCUCGAAAACACAGUUGAUUUCUUUGGCUGUUCAUCUCGGAUUGAUGGCGUUGAGUGUGAGGAUGGAUAGUAUUUGUGUCUGGGGAAGUUCGAGAGCGUUUUUCGCAUGAUUUGUCUGUCGCAUGGCUAUGCACUUGAUGAUUAUAUACCUGCAUAUACGAUACCUUACAUACGAUUCUGGACGUGGGCGAGGAUGAAUGUUUUUAAUAUUGUUAUCUAUGAAUACGACGACGUACACGAUUGUAUGAGAAUACAUGUAGAAGGUGAAACGAAACCACGUCUCUACGGAAUCCUUCUAGACUUUAUCUAACCACCCAGGGAGAGAAAUAAAGCCAGAAGAAAAGCUAUGAUGCAGUCAGAGAGCCUUCUUUUAUGUAGAAUAAAUCAAUAUCGGAACUUGUAUUAGUGA
This is a messenger RNA of Talaromyces stipitatus ATCC 10500, 2495 nucleotides long. RefSeq names its product protein kinase, putative. NCBI's taxonomy places the organism in Eukaryota, Fungi, Ascomycota, Eurotiomycetes, Eurotiales, Trichocomaceae. The transcript is spliced from 2 exons. The record is from RefSeq and is a predicted model, not a curated record. Gene Ontology annotation, biological process: protein phosphorylation. The coding region runs from base 1 to 2196 and encodes 731 amino acids. Gene Ontology annotation, molecular function: ATP binding; protein kinase activity.